AUGCAAAACGAUUCUGGAAGGAAUAACCUAACAAACACAACAAGAGCGAUAACACUAAACGGAACACAUACAGCCACAAAUGCUACAACGACAGUACCAGUCAUUACCAUUGCACCACCUGUUUCAAACGACACAGCUAAAAAAUGUUUUUCUGGUGAUAGCCAGAUUAAAAUUGCUGACGGUACUUACAAAUCUAUUGCACAGCUGCAGUUCAGUGAUCGUCUCGCCGGAACGACAGAUAGCGAUUUCGUUUUAAUGUUAGAUAGUGAUCCGAAUAAAAAAACAUCAUUCUAUACCAUAACAACUAAAUCGAGUAAACAAAUAAGUUUGAGUGGAAAUCAUUUAAUUCCCAUUCGAUCAACAUACAAAUAUGGCUCAGAAAUGAUUUACAAAUUCGCGAAAGAAGUCAAAGUCGACGACUCUCUCUUCAAUGAUGAAUUAGGUGAAGAAAAAGUUAUAAGCAUCGGACAAGAAGUAAAAGUUGGCUAUUAUGCACCUCUGUCAGGAUCUGGUGAGUGA
Molecule: messenger RNA, 519 nt
Organism: Didymodactylos carnosus
Lineage: Eukaryota; Metazoa; Rotifera; Eurotatoria; Philodinida; Philodinidae
Source: the annotation of a GenBank genome assembly